Molecule: messenger RNA, 639 nt
Organism: Caenorhabditis bovis
Lineage: Eukaryota; Metazoa; Nematoda; Chromadorea; Rhabditida; Rhabditidae
Source: the annotation of a GenBank genome assembly
AUGGGUUUUCGAAGCAUUUUUUGGAAGGUGAUUUCCGGAAAAGCUCCUGAUAGCGGAUGGGUGGAUUGCGGCAGCGUUGAGCACUUCGAGCCCUACACACCCGGUCAAUUGACGAAAAACUUCACAGCUACCGUGGCCGAUGAGAUCAGUGUGACGCGUGGCACGACGGUGAAAGCGCUCUAUCGCGACGAUCAGUGGGUUUACGUGCAACUGUCAGACGGACGACGCGGAUUCGUUCCGCAGGCCUACUGUAAGCUGUAUUUGGGAGCGGCGGGCGAGCGCGGCAAGACCUCGUCGAGGACUACGGUACAGCCACGCCAGGCGAUCAGCGCGGCGAGUUUGGAGCGCAAAUGGGAGAAGUCGAAUUUGCAGAGGUUCAUUGAUAGUCUGCCCGUUCAGAAGGACGACGGCAUCCCGUUUGAGCUGGAGGAGAAAUGUCGCGCCAGCGUCCUCCACGAGUUUAGCGCAAUUUCGCCGGACGAUCUGAGUGUUCGCCAAUCGGAAAUGGUGACCGUGCUCAACACGAGCGAUUCGGAAUGGGCCUACGUGCGCAACGAUAGCAAUCAGUUGGGAUUCGUGCCCUCGAGCUUCCUUGAUCUACCGCGAAUCGAGUGUGAGAAGAAGUUUGACAAAUGGUAG